ACCUAAAACCCUGCAACGCUCUCUCUAAGCUCUGCCGUCACCAGCUCCGCAAACUUUGUUAAAAGAAAUGAUAAAGAGGAGAUUCUAUAAAUUUGAACAUGGUGAUAAAGAUAAUGUGUCGGAUUCGUCUUCGUCAUCUUCGGACUCUGAACUUGAAGUGGAAGCCUCGGGAGAAUCUGAACCUGAAUCAGAACAAGGAGUUACUGCUCAAGUAAAACAACAUGAUCAAGCUUGCUCCACGUCUUCUGGGUACGAGAGCGAGGAUAGCUCCGCACAUGAAGUUGGUGUGGACUCGGCAGGUCUUAUAGAUGAUGAUGAGGAACCUCGAGAUGAUAAACAGAUAUUUAUCAACAAUAAGUUGCAUACUAAACACGGUGCUCAAUUACAGGGAAAAAACUUGCAUACCCCAACCAAAGAAGAACCGUUGCCGAACGAUUUCCCAAGCUGUAUACUGAAAUGCAAAUCGGUUUUUAACUGCAAGUUGUGCCCUAGAAUUGUCUGUUUGAAUGAGGAGACUAUAAGGGCUCACCUUAGUUCCAAGAGGCAUGCUCGAUCCAAGAAAUUACUCGAGGAAGGUAGACUGAAGACUAUGCUCAACAGUGACGGGGAAAUUGAUAAUCAGGAAAUCGCUGCAGAAACACAUGCUCCAGUUGAUGCUGUUGCAAAGGAUAAACAGAAAACGAAAAAUAGAGGACGUCAACGAAGGGUGAAAGGUUCAAAAAGAAAGAGAACGAGAGAAGAGUCUACAAAACAUGGAUCCAAAAGGGGGCGUGAGAAUGAAGAUUGAAAUCUGUUAAACGAGUAGAUUUUUCUGCAAAAAUAGAGUUAUGUAAUGCAACCAAACUAACCAUAACCUAUGAAAGUUUAGGGUUUUCC
Messenger RNA from Hibiscus syriacus, 876 nucleotides. RefSeq lists its product as uncharacterized. The transcript is spliced from 8 exons. The coding region runs from base 68 to 787 and encodes 239 amino acids. NCBI's taxonomy places the organism in Eukaryota, Viridiplantae, Streptophyta, Magnoliopsida, Malvales, Malvaceae. The record is from RefSeq and is a predicted model, not a curated record.